Messenger RNA from Verticillium nonalfalfae, 1269 nucleotides. RefSeq lists its product as uncharacterized. NCBI's taxonomy places the organism in Eukaryota, Fungi, Ascomycota, Sordariomycetes, Glomerellales, Plectosphaerellaceae. The record is from RefSeq and is a predicted model, not a curated record. The transcript is spliced from 7 exons. The coding region runs from base 1 to 1269 and encodes 422 amino acids.
AUGUCCGAAUCUCUGGUGCCCAAGGUCGUGGGUGUGGCCUCGGUGCUUAUUGCCAUCACCACACUCUCUGUUUUGAUUCGAUUCUUCGUCCGCGGCUGUCUGUUGAGGAAGCUAGAUUGGGAUGACGGACUGGUCUUCGUCAGCUACUGCCUCACCAUGGUCUUCUGCAGCAUGGUCCUUGCCAGUGAGCACCCUCGACUCGACCUCGACAUGGGAAUGUUCUGGCUGACCGAUCGCACAGUGACCAAAGUUGGGUUUGGAUCUCAUCAGUACGAUCUUUCCGACGCUGAUGUGGAGCGAUUCUUCAAACUGCAAAUGGUGACGCCCGUCACCUACAUUUGGGGCUUCGUCACGGUCAAAAUGUCUUUUGCUGUGCUCUACCUCCGCCUGCUCCCCGAUCUGCUCAACAGACGCAUCAACCAGGGUCUGCUGGUGCUCUUGAUGGCCGAGGGCCUUGAGGAGUCACUGGUCGUCAUCUUUCAUUGCGUGCCCGUUGCGAAGGUCUGGGAUCACUCGCUCGAGGGCACGUGCCUGGAUCUCAAGCCUUUCUACUACGCCUCUUUUGUCGUCAAGUUCUUGACCGACAUUGUGCUCUUCGUGCAACCGAUUCCCGUGAUUUGGAGGAUGCAACUCUCCAAGAUUAAGAGGAUCGGCGCCAUCCUCAUGCUAUCCAUCGGGCUCUUUGUCUGUGUCAUUUCCAUUGUGCGCGUCUCCUACAUCGGGGCCAUCGGCCGUGAUUUCACCUAUGGCAUCGUCAACCCCAUGUUGUGGUCGAUGGUCGAGGUCUCGUCCCUCAUCGCCUGUUCCUGCGUGCCGUCACUGCGGCCGUUCCUGCGUUGCUUCCCGGCCAUCGACCGCGCGCUCGGCCUGACGUCAGAGAGGGAACUGCGGUCACCGUACAAGAUGGGGCGGCCGCCCAACGCAAACUCGCUGCCGCUGUCGCAGCGGAGCAAAUACAACCGGCCGAGGACGGGGGUGCAGAAGCCGGUCCAGUUUGGGCUCCAGAUGGGGUCCGGGUCCGCCGUCUCGCGGUCGGCCAGCUCGGAGGCGACGAGGACGUCGGCCGAUCAGGGGCACGGGGGCAUCACAGACACGGCGGGGGUCGAGGUCGUCGUGGAGAUGAUCGAGGAUGCGCAUCUGGCGGCCGGGUGGCGGUCGCCUGGGGCCGGGGGGGAUGAGGUCGAGCUGGUUGGGGCGUUGCAGGAUGAUACCCGCGAUUCGUUGGAGUUUCGCCACCAGGACACGAGCUGGUUGUCGAUGCGGCUUUGA